GGCUUGCAAGACGCGUUUGAGGGAAGCUCCAUGGAAAUGUGUGAGCGGAAUCCGUUAAAUCCCGGCUACGUUGGUUCUCUGUUGAAUUUUGCUCCACCUGAGUCGCUGUAUUUCUCCAACUUGCGGGGUAAUGGAGCCCACAUACCCGGGCUGCAUCAGAUCCCUUACAACAGGAGAGAGGUGUGCACGCUCCCGUGGACUUCCUCAAGUUCGUGCACGUCCAGACCAGCAGCACCACCACCACAGAGCCGCGCCUUUGGCGGCUACUGUCCGCCGUUUCUGUCCAAUAACUCGGUGUCUGUGAACACCAACUCCUCCGGCGGCCACGUCAAGACGCAUUUGGAGGAGUCGGCUCGAUGCUUUCAGGACGCAGACCACAAGACAGAGGAGACCGGCAGACAAGAUGAGGCUUACGCCGGGGAGCAUGGGGCAGUCAGUGACCGCGGCUACUCGGACCUGCACAGCCGGUCUCACGGUCCCGGAGCCCAGUUGAACGCUGAUUCUGCAGGUCCGCUGAACGUGAACGGCACCAAACAGGAACAGAACUGCUUUCAGCCACCAUCCAGUAACACAUGCUCCAGGACGACUUUUGCUGAAGGUGCCCCAUGGUGCUCGUCACAAGUGAGAACCCGAAAGAAGAGAAAGCCUUACACGAAGCCACAGCUGGCUGAACUUGAGAAUGAAUUCAUGAUGAACGAAUUCAUCAACAGACAGAAACGAAAAGAGCUGUCAGACAGACUUGACCUGAGCGACCAACAAGUGAAAAUCUGGUUUCAGAACCGGAGGAUGAAGAAGAAGCGGCUCAUGAUGCGCGAGCAGGCUUUCUCCGCGUACUGAUGACCUUUGGACUUGAUCAUGACCAGCAGCGCACAGAACAUGUUGUGUUGUAGCCUUGUAUGAAUGUUGCAGCACAUCACGAGCCCUCUCGGUUUGUGGCACUGACUUGUAUUUAUAGCCCAAAUAAGUGUAAAAUGUUUGUAUUCCAGUCACACAGUAGGCUGGGGGUUUAAUCAAGUCACAGCCAGUCAGUCAUAUUAACAGCAGACUGAUAAAGAAUACAUAGCAGAUUAAGAUACAACAGACCGAGGCUCUCCGAAUGCGCAGUAGGCCCUGACUCCUGCUGGGCCUUGCCGCGGUUAAAAAAUAAAACAAUGAGCCUGAUUCUUUCUCAUCCAACACAAAUAUCAGGCCUGUUGAAGCAGCAUUAUGGCUCUGUAUGUUUUUGUGUAUUUUGUAAUAUGGCCUGCGCAUGUAGUGCAGGGCCUAAUGUGGAAGCAAACAGUCAAGUUCAUGUUUACGGGGGUUUACUAAAGUCAGUAUUUCAAAGUAUAUUAUAACUGCAUGUCUAUUUCCUAAUUGCUGUUAUUUAGUUAAAUGCCGAAUUCCCCCCUAAAGUUAUUGUAAGUCUGUUAAAAUGAGCAACGUCACAUUUUUCUUGUGUGUGGCCGCGGCCACAUUCAAGUUCGGUCUGUGGAGCAGAAGAUUUGCGGCGGCAUUUAGUGGUAAAAGGUAUUUACUUCAAAUGUGUGUGAAACAAAGUGGGUUUGUGGAUGUGAAACGUCCUGGUUGUGUCAGUUAAAGCCACAUUAUAACUGCUGAAUGAAGCUCCGGUUGUCAGUGUCAGACCUGGUUUUGUGUUGCUACACACAUGAGACGGUUGCAUUGGAAUCACUCUUGCUUUGAAAAUCUAUCCUUUAUAAGUAAAUACAUACUUGAUUUAAUGUAUAUUUAACCUCGGAUUGGACUUGUUUAAAAAAAAAAAAAAAAAAAAAAAAAAAAAAAAAAGCAUUCCGGAAGAGCAUGUUGUUGGUAAACAUAAAAAUGUUGAUGAGACUUUUUACGCACGGACCAGAGGUCUUGUAAAGUUGACGCAACCUGAGGAUGAACACAUUUGUAAAUAAAGCACAUUUUAAAUGA
Seriola aureovittata is the source of this 1917-nucleotide messenger RNA. RefSeq names its product homeobox D12a (gene hoxd12a). The transcript is spliced from 2 exons. Gene Ontology annotation, biological process: regulation of DNA-templated transcription. Gene Ontology annotation, molecular function: sequence-specific double-stranded DNA binding; DNA-binding transcription factor activity, RNA polymerase II-specific. NCBI's taxonomy places the organism in Eukaryota, Metazoa, Chordata, Actinopteri, Carangiformes, Carangidae. The coding region runs from base 31 to 837 and encodes 268 amino acids. The record is from RefSeq and is a predicted model, not a curated record.